AAUUAAAAGCUAAAAAGUAAUGAAUGUGUAAAUACGGGAGUUGUUAUACCUAGAUAACGCAUUUUAAUAAAAGAUUGUGAAAUAUUGUAGUUUGACAGUGCCUGCGAUGUUCGGGAGUUCUAUAGGCAACGCUUAAAUAAACUAGCUAGGUAUUUCAUUAAAAUAAACAAAGAUCGAGUGUUCUAUUCUAUUUUAUAUGAAGUUGUCAUUGUUUAGGUAUAGCAAGUUUCCUAUACAGUGCAUGUUUUCCUACGCACUCAUCAUUAGUCGGUUAUCUCACCCUGUAGCGGUCAGUUCGGUUAAUGCAUUUUAUUUAUAAUUAUUUAUAAUAACCAGAAUUUAGAGCCCUUUUUAUAAUUUUAACAAGUAAAAUUAGUUCGUAGGCUAAAGCCUGAUAAAUUAGUCAAUAAAUUAGUGAUGCGUCAAAAAGUUUACUCUGCGUUUUUAAGUUACAUUCGGUGAAUCGAAUUUUUAAAUAUUGGACCGGAUAAAUAAAUAAAAAAGCUCCACAAUGAUCAAAUUAUCCCUAACUGAAGCCAUGAAGAUCGGGUUCCUCGGCGGCGGCAGGCUCGCCUUUGCUUUGGCCAAUGGCUUCAUUUCAGCUGGCCUAGCCAAACCUGAAGAGAUCACAGCUAGCUGCCACCCAGCUGAUAAAGUCAGCGCUGAGGCUUUCAAGAACCUGGGCGCCACAUCCCUGUUCGAGAACGCGCCGGUGGUGGAGCGGUCGGAGGUGGUGAUCGUGUCGGUGAAGCCCGACGUGGUGGGCCCCGUGCUGCGCGAGGUGGCCGCCGCACCCGGCACCAGGAACAAGCUGUUCAUAUCCGUCGCCAUGGGCGUCAGCAUCGCUACUAUUGAGAAGAACCUGCCUAAAGAAGCGCGCGUGAUCCGCGUGAUGCCCAACACGCCGGCGCUGGUGCAGCAGGGCGCCGCGGCCCUCAGCCGGGGCUCGCGCGCCACCGCCGCCGACGCCGAGCUGACGGCGCGGCUGUUCCGAGCGGUGGGGACUUGUGACGAGGUGCCCGAGUACCAGAUGGACGCCGUGACCGCGCUGAGCGGCAGUGGGCCGGCUUAUAUCUACAUGCUGAUCGAGUCCCUGGCGGACGGCGGCGUGCGCUGCGGGCUGCCUCGCGACCUGGCGCUCCGACUGGCGGCGCAGACCACGCUGGGGUCCGCCGAGAUGGUGAAGACGGGGGGGCAUCCGGCCCAGCUCAAGGACAAUGUGACAAGUCCUGCUGGGUCCACGGCUGAUGGGACGUACCACUUGGAGCAGAAUGGUUUCCGGUCAGCCAUUAUCGGCGCUGUGAAGGCCGCAGCCGACAGAUGUAAAGUGGUCAACCAACAGCUAAACAUGUGAUUGAUUAGUCAAAUUAACCAAAUAACGGAUCUGAUAUCGUUGACAUAAUAAACCCUUUAUUGAAUAAAUGUUAUGGAAAGUUAUAAUAA
Messenger RNA from Plutella xylostella (diamondback moth), 1443 nucleotides. RefSeq names its product Pyrroline-5-carboxylate reductase-like 2. Gene Ontology annotation, molecular function: pyrroline-5-carboxylate reductase activity. The record is from RefSeq and is a predicted model, not a curated record. Lineage: Eukaryota; Metazoa; Arthropoda; Insecta; Lepidoptera; Plutellidae. Gene Ontology annotation, biological process: L-proline biosynthetic process.